AUGUCUGGUGAUGGUGAUAGAAAAUCCUCAAAAGGUUGGCAGUUUUUUAAGGACCUCAAAAAUGAUAAAGCCAAAUGCAAUUUUUGUCAGAAAGAAUUUUCAUACAAAGGUGGUGCUUACAACCUAAUCAAACACACAAAAAGCAAGCAUCCACAAGUGUUUGUGGCUAUACGUGAAUGUCCGAUUGAAAAUAUAACUUCUUCUGCAAUAGAAAUCCAUAAUUUGACAACACAUUCCACUGAUUCGACAGCACAAGAACUUGAGAUGCCUACUGCUUCCACAUCUACUGCUUCAACUUAUGUCAUGCCUGAAACAUCUGAUUUCUUACCUGCCACCACUGAAAACACCAACCUAUAUAAAAAAGCUCCAGCCACUAACACCAAACUAACACAGUACUUUUAUAAACUGCUUUCUGCUAAAAAAAACUGA
This is a messenger RNA of Parnassius apollo (apollo), 429 nucleotides long. The record is from the annotation of a GenBank genome assembly. Lineage: Eukaryota; Metazoa; Arthropoda; Insecta; Lepidoptera; Papilionidae.